CAUGGCUCCAAUCACCCGGCGAUCUGCUCUAUGUUGCUGUCUCUUGGUGUCUCUGUGGUUUGGAGGCGGCGGCGUCCUGAGGAGUGAAGCUGCGGAAGAAGAGGUGGGUGUUUACGAGCUGAAGAGAGGGGAUUUCUCUGUGAAGCUCACCAACUAUGGCGCCACUGUUCUCUCCCUCAUUCUCCCCGAUAAAAACGGGAAACUGGAUGAUAUUGUUCUUGGGUUUGAAACAAUCGACGGGUAUAAGAAUGAUACGACCUACUUUGGAGCCAUUGUUGGACGAGUUGCCAACAGAAUCGGAGGGGCUCAGUUUACCUUGAAUGGGGUUCAUUACCGGCUGCUGCCAAAUGAUCAUGUCAAAAACAUGCUCCAUGGGGGUCCCAAGGGAUUUAGUGAAGUCAUAUGGACAGUGCAAAGCUACAAACAAGACAGCCACAUUACUUUCACUUAUCACAGCCACGAUGGUGAAGAAGGAUUUCCGGGUGAUCUUGAGGUGUCUGUGACAUACGUGCUGAUCGAAACAAACAAGCUUGGGAUCAAAAUGGAGGCCCAGGCUCUGAACAAGGCUACGCCAGUGAACCUAGCUUCACACACUUACUGGAACCUGGCUGGCCAUGGCAGCGGCGACAUCCUAGGCCACGGUCUCCAGCUCUUUGGCUCGAAGAUCACUCCAGUGAACGAUGAACUAAUUCCCACCGGAGCAAUCGUCAACGUGGAAGGGACAGCCUUCGAUUUCCUGCAGGCUCGCCCCAUUGGGAGCAGAUUCACGGAGGUGCCGGAGGGGUACGACAUCAACUACGCGCUGGACAACGCAGGAGGAAGCAGCAAGCAUCUGGCAAAGGUGGCAGUGGUAGAAGAGAGAAAGUCAGGAAGAAAGAUGGAGCUGUGGGCUAACCAGCCGGGAGUGCAGUUCUACACGGGGAAUAUGCUGGAAAGAGUGGAGGGGAAAGGCGGAGUCGUCUACUCCAAGUACGCGGGGCUGUGCCUGGAGACGCAGGGCUUCCCUGAUGCUGUGAAUCAUCCCAGCUUCCCUUCACAGAUAGUGAAUCCAGGGGAGAUGUAUGAGCAUGUUAUGGUUUACAGAUUCACAGCCAAUUAGAAGCAAGCAGAAGUACUAAGCAGCAGCAACAGAAGCUGCAGCACAUUAUAUGCAAGAUUGAGUUCUUCUUCCUUUUUGGGCUAAACUAUAUAUAAUUUGAUAGAUUUAGAUUGAGUUGGUUUUCCUUUUACAUGGGAAAAGCUUUAGUUUAGUUUUUUUUUUCCUCUUGUUUAGGUCAUUUGUUCAAAUAAA
Diospyros lotus (date-plum) is the source of this 1291-nucleotide messenger RNA. RefSeq lists its product as uncharacterized. The transcript has 5 exons. Lineage: Eukaryota; Viridiplantae; Streptophyta; Magnoliopsida; Ericales; Ebenaceae. The coding region runs from base 2 to 1099 and encodes 365 amino acids. Gene Ontology annotation, biological process: glucose metabolic process; beta-D-galactose catabolic process via UDP-galactose, Leloir pathway. The record is from RefSeq and is a predicted model, not a curated record. Gene Ontology annotation, molecular function: aldose 1-epimerase activity; carbohydrate binding.